Molecule: messenger RNA, 2889 nt
Organism: Sinocyclocheilus grahami
Lineage: Eukaryota; Metazoa; Chordata; Actinopteri; Cypriniformes; Cyprinidae
Product: protein jagged-1a-like
Exons: 19
Coding region: 1-2784 (927 amino acids)
Biological process (GO): Notch signaling pathway
Molecular function (GO): Notch binding; calcium ion binding
Source: RefSeq, a predicted model, not a curated record
AUGGCUCCUGUAAAAUGCCUGGAUAUUGCAGCAGAUAACGCCUGUCUGUCUGAGCCGUGUCUGAACGGAGGCAGUUGUGUGGAGUCCAGUCAGGGCUUUGAGUGUCAGUGUGCGCCGGGCUGGACCGGGCCGUCCUGCAACAUCAAUGAAGAUGACUGCAGUCCGAACCCGUGCAAUCACAGCGGCGUGUGCGUGGACCUGGCGGACGGUUUUAAAUGCAUCUGCCCUGCGCAGUGGACCGGCAAGACCUGUCUCAUUGAUGCUAAUGAAUGCAAGGAAAGCCCGUGCGUCAAUGCCCACUCCUGCCGGAAUCUGAUUGGCGGAUACUUUUGCGAGUGCCUCACUGGUUGGACGGGCCAGAAUUGCGACAUCAGUAAGUAUGUGUUUUGCCGCCCUGUCCUAAUGUGUCUCUCCCUCUGUCUGUCUGUCUGUCAGGAUCUGGUCGGUGGAUAUCGAUGUGUGUGCGCAGCAGGCUUUGCAGGUGAACAUUGUGAGCGAGACGUGGAUGAGUGCGCCAGUCGACCCUGUCUCAACGGCGGACGCUGCCAGGACGCGCUCAAUGCAUUCCAGUGUUUGUGUCCACCUGCUUUCUCAGGUGUCACAUGUCAGCUGGACAUAGACUACUGUGAGAGCGGCCCAUGUCAGAAUGGAGCACAGUGCUUUAGCUUGGCCUCAGAUUACUACUGUAAAUGUCCAGAAGAUUACGAAGGCAAAAACUGCUCCCAACUUAAAGACCACUGCCUCGUCACACCAUGUCAAGUGAUUGACAGCUGCACGGUUGCCGUGGCGUCUAACAGCACUCCGGGCGGCAUGCGGCUCAUCUCCUCUAACGUUUGUGGUCCUCACGGCCGCUGUCGAAGUCACGCCGGAGGGCACUUCAGCUGCGAGUGUCAGGAAGGAUUCACCGGCACAUACUGCCAUGAGAACAUCAAUGACUGUGAAAGUAGUCCCUGUCGUAACGGCGGUACUUGCAUUGAUAAAAUCAAUGCGUACCAGUGUAUCUGUGCUGAUGGGUGGGAGGGACACAACUGUGAGAGCAACAUUGACGACUGCAGUAUGAACCCCUGUCGGGACAGAGGAGUGUGUCGUGAUCUGGUCAAUGACUUUUACUGCGAGUGUGAAAACGGCUGGAAGGGAAAGACUUGUCACUCACGCGAAAGCCAAUGUGACGAGGCUACUUGUAACAACGGGGGCACGUGUUCUGACGAAGGCGACUCAUUUAAGUGCAUGUGUGCUCCUGGAUGGGAAGGAGCUACCUGUAAUAUAGCAAAGAACAGCAGCUGCCUGCCGAACCCCUGCGAGAACGGAGCCACGUGUGUCGUGACAGGUGACAGCUUCACCUGUGUCUGCAAAGAAGGCUGGGAGGGGCUCACCUGCAGCCAGAAUUCCAAUGAUUGCAACCCACAACCAUGCUAUAACAGCGGGACGUGUGUGGACGGUGAUAACUGGUACCGCUGUGAGUGUGCCAGUGGAUUCGCAGGGCCCGACUGUCGCAUCAACAUCAAUGAGUGCCAGUCAUCUCCCUGUGCGUUCGGUUCCACGUGUGUCGAUGAAAUUAACGGCUACCGCUGCCUGUGUCCACCCGGCAGAACCGGACCCAGAUGUCAGGAAGUCACCGGACGUCUGUGUGUGGUCGGAGGUGGGAUUGCUGUAGAUGGAGCAAAGUGGGCUGAAGACUGUAACACCUGUUACUGUCACAGGGGGAUUGUCAGCUGCACUAAGCUGUGGUGUGGCCCUAAACCUUGCCGGAUGCUUGGUUCAGGACGAGGCGACUGUCCUCUGGGUCAGUUGUGUGUGCCGGUGCGAGACGAGCAGUGUUUCGUGAAGCCCUGCUCAUCACAGGGCGAGUGCUGGUCUGCUCACCGGCCGGCCGUGAGGGCCCGCUGUCACCCCGAGAGCGACUGCACCAACAUCACCUUCACCUUUAACAAGGACACCAUGCCACAGGGAGUGACGGUGGAGCAGGUGUGUCGUGAGCUGAGGCAUCUGUAUGUGGCAAAGAAUGUUUCGGCUGAGUUUUCCAUCUCUAUGAGCUGUGAACUCUCUUCUGCCACCAAUGAGAUCCAUGUGGCCAUCCAUGUGACUGAGGAUGGCAUUCACGGCCGGGUUCCUGUCAAAGAGAUCACAGAGAGCAUCAUCGAUCUGGUGAGCAAACACAGCGCGAACAGCUCCAUCAUCGGCUCCAUCGCUGAGGUCCGUGUGCAGCGCAGACAACCACAGAACCCCAACGUAGACUACUUGAUGCCACUGCUGGUUUCCAUAGUGACGGCGAUCUGGGUUUUGGCAUUGGCGUGGGUGUUCCUGUGGUGCGUGCGCCAUCGACGCAAACAAAGCUCCAGCCCCACCACCAUCAACCCCGCCACCCCCUACUCCACGGGAAACGCAGAAGACAACACGGUGAACAACGCCCGCGAGCAGCUCAACCACAUCAAGAACCACAUCGAGAAGAACGCGUCCAAUGGCAGCCUGCCAGGAAAAGAGCUCCACUGCGACGACAAGAACAGCGUCAACGCCAAAAUCAGGACGGGUUUCUCCGAAUCCGCCAGACUAGCGCAGGAGGACUCCAACAAGCGUCUGCAGAAGGCGUGCUUUCCACGCCAGUCGGCCUACAUGCUGGUGGACAGGGACGACAGGCUGAGCGCCAACGGCACAGACGUAAAAAAUCCACACUGGACUAAUAAACGAGACAACAGAGACCUGGAGUCACAGCACAGAGCUCCGGAUUCACAGCAAAGAGAUCUGGACGCACAACAAAGCUUGCACAAAAUAGAGUAUAUCGUAUAGCAGCCGAUGCUCGGCAUGGUAACAGUCGUUGCUACAUGAUGUCACAAAAGGUCAAGCGAAAGAAGACAUCCUUUGGAAUCAGAACGCUUAUUGUUGACUGUCACG